UACAAUAUUGUGUACCGCAUGACAGCAAUGAUAGCACACUGUACACAGGUAGUAUCAAUGUAUGCUCUAUAACCACCGCCAUAAUGAAAUCACUGAUUUCGAUAUGUAUGGUUGCUUGGACGGUAACUGUUGUGUCGUGUAAGACGCCACAUAUCCCUGUAACAUGUAAGAAAAUAUCGCCAUGUGUAUGCAGAGAUGAAACUGGUAAAUAUGUCGAUCUCCGAUCUCUCGCUAAGAAAAACGGAGCACCAAAGUUUCUGGAUUAUCCAACGGCUGGUGGUGACAGUAACCUUUACUCCUUUAAUCCUUGCUACGGCUUCAACGAAGGCGAGAACAACAGCUUAUGCCGGAAUGUGUCGGUCUGCCAAGCGAACAAAGACAAGACACGAUUUAUGGCAAUCGGUGAACAGGAUACUGCACAAUUCAGCCACGGAGACAACGGGAAUCUAUCGUUAGUGUUUGGAUCAUCUCUGAACAGAUACAAAAUCACGACGUUUGUAAUCUUGUACUGUGCUGAAGAUGUUGAAGACGGUUAUUUCAGAGUUAUUGGCGACAUUGGGAAUCAUUCCUAUUGGCUCCAACUGAGAAGCAAACAUUGCUGUCCAAAGAACGAAAGUGAAAUUAAGGAUUUGGAUGAGCUUUUAGGAGUCAAUAAUUCCUGGGAAGAAAUGACCAUGCCCACAAUGACUUCACAUUCUGUUGUGACAAUGACCACUUCGCCGGACAUACCAGGCUCUAUCGAUGUCAUCGUCGUCAUCCUUUUCUGCAUAUUAGUGGUAGCUGUCAUGAUACUUGCGGCCUUGGCUGGGGCAGUGUUAUACUACAGAGCCAGGCACCCGAUGUUUGGUAAAAACGUGUACUACCAUCCCGUGGACAAUGAUGACGAGGAGUAUGAUGUUCAUUUCGAUCAACUAAGCACAGAAAGAGGAAAGGAAGACAAGUUUAAGAAUGACGUUUACGGUCAUAUGACAUCAUAGAUGACACAUUUAUUUUAUGAUGGUAUAUAGGUCUUAUUUAUUACUGAUCAUGUGAGGUAUGUUAAGUUAUAUAAAUAAACGUUAGCACAUUUAUCUUAACACACACACAUCAUAAACGUACGAUUUGCAAAAUGAUCACAGGAUCAGCGAUUGGGGUGAUAAGCUCAUCUCUUGCCCAAUUUUGUUAUGAUAUUAAUUAUUUUUUACAAUGAUAAUAAAAUGUGUUGUUUGAUCGAGUAAUGCUGUAUUUCAUUUAACUAAAUAUGUUCACACGAUUACAAUCAUCACCAUGACUAUGAUUUCAAAACUACUGAAUGAUAUUAAUUAUUACACCUCUACUUUAUUUACUCUAUAUAAAAGUAAUUGGUUAAAUCGAAUAU
This is a messenger RNA of Mizuhopecten yessoensis (Yesso scallop), 1357 nucleotides long. RefSeq lists its product as uncharacterized. The transcript is spliced from 6 exons. The coding region runs from base 84 to 977 and encodes 297 amino acids. Lineage: Eukaryota; Metazoa; Mollusca; Bivalvia; Pectinida; Pectinidae. The record is from RefSeq and is a predicted model, not a curated record. Gene Ontology annotation, cellular component: trans-Golgi network.